Acipenser ruthenus (sterlet) is the source of this 8564-nucleotide messenger RNA. RefSeq names its product suppressor of cytokine signaling 5-like. Gene Ontology annotation, molecular function: 1-phosphatidylinositol-3-kinase regulator activity. The record is from RefSeq and is a predicted model, not a curated record. Bases 326 to 1918 code for a protein of 530 amino acids. Gene Ontology annotation, cellular component: phosphatidylinositol 3-kinase complex. The transcript is spliced from 5 exons. Gene Ontology annotation, biological process: intracellular signal transduction; phosphatidylinositol phosphate biosynthetic process. NCBI's taxonomy places the organism in Eukaryota, Metazoa, Chordata, Actinopteri, Acipenseriformes, Acipenseridae.
CUUUGAGAACAUCAGCUGUGUAAAACAAAAGGGAGGGUGAUGUCAUUUGUGAAUCGAACGUCUAUUUCAACAAAGCAGUCGCAUCUAAAAAAUAUGUGUCUCCGUUUGCAGUUUACCAGGCACGGCUACCCCCAGGGACAUGAAAAGUACCACGAUAUGUGAGCAGAGCAUGGGCAAGCGUUAUAGGAGUCUCUGUAUUCUGUCUUCUGAGAUAACUCUCAAUCUGAAUGAGUUAUAUAAACUGCAUAGCAGCUACCCUGAACCCUGAACUUGCAGGACCACGAUCUGAAAUCCAGACGCAUCCACCACACAAAAACACAAGAAGAUGUCCCAAUCCAGGGACAACGAGGACCGAGGAGGCAAGGAGAAAGACCGCGGUGCCCGUCCCAAAGUAAGACAGGGGCGUUCAGAGGAAAGGAGGGAGUGCAGCGGACGGAGAAGAGGAAAGAAGAAGUGCCGGCUGCCUCAGGCACAGGCAGUGAACCAGACUUUUGAAUAUCUAGAGAAUUUAAACGCAGGGUCGCCUAAGAGCAAAGGGUCACCUGUUCUGGAGAGGAGAAAAAGGCUCGGGCAGGAAGGUGCCACCACCCUUCAGGAGCUAGAAUCAGACAGUUUAGUGGUGGUGGAGGAGGGUGGAGGGGGUGUCAAGUUUCCCGGCGGCCGAUCCUUGCGCCAGAAGAUUCAGGAUGCUGUGGGGCAAUGCUUCCCCAUCAAGAGCCAAAACGCUCAGUCGCCCACUUUGCCCACCUCACGGAGGAAGAUCCACCUUAGCGAACUCAUGCUUGAUAAAUGCCCCUUCCCGGCUGGAUCUGACUUAGCCCAGAAGUGGAACCUCAUCAAGCAGCACACAGCACCCAUUUCUCAGCCUGCUUUACUGGACACUCUGGGCAGCAGUGGUGGAAGUGGUACAGUAGGAGUAAGCGGGUGCGACACUAGCUCUGGGAGUGCCAUUGGUUGUUCUUUGGUUGUAGUCGAAGACGAGGAUGACCGAUUGAGGGCGAGGAGGCGAAUCAGUAUUGAGCAAGGAGUAGAUCCGCCACCCAAUGCCCAGAUCCACACCUUUGAGGUGACCGCCCAGAUCAACCCUCUUUACAAGCUGGGACCAAAGCUGGCACACGGGAUGAACGAACUGGCAGGGGAUGACCGGGCCACUUUACAGCAGCUACGGCUGCAGCAGGAAGAGCAUCAGCUUCUCCAAAAUCCCUUGGACACCUUGGAAGAAGCAAUGCAGGUGGCCUCUUCUAACACUGCUGCUCCUCCUCCUUCUUCAUCUUCUUCUUCUACAACUUCUUCUCCUUCUGCAUUGGUAGUGGCUCCAGCUGCCCAACCAACUUUACCUCCAGCCGCCCAAGAGGAGCUCUUCAAAUUCCAGGAGAGCUACCGGGUCCACACCCAAAUUGAUUACAUUCACUGCCUGGUUCCAGAUCUUCUCCAGAUCACCAACCUGCCCUGUUACUGGGGUGUGAUGGACCGCUACGAGGCUGAAGCCCUUCUAGAAGGCAAACCAGAAGGUUCCUUCCUGCUCCGUGACUCGGCCCAGGAGGAUUACCUUUUCUCGGUCAGCUUCCGUCGCUAUGGGCGGUCCCUGCAUGCCCGGAUCGAGCAGUGGAACCACAAUUUCAGCUUUGACGUUCACGACCCCAGCGUCUUCCACGCUACCACUGUCACGGGUCUGCUGGAGCACUACAAAGACCCCAACUCCUGCAUGUUCUUCGAACCUCUUCUCUCCAACCCGACCCACCGCACCGCUCCUUUUAGUCUUCAGCAAAUCUGUCGUGCGGUCAUUGACAGCUGUGCCACCUAUGAUGGCAUCGACGUCCUCCCCAUCCCUAGCUCGAUUAAGGAGUAUCUUAAGGAAUACCAUUACAAGCAGAAGGUGCGUGUUAGGAGGCUGGAUACACGGUGGGAGAAGGCAUAGUCUUUACUGCUUCUCUUAGCUGUGGCUCACUACAAACUAGAGUUAUGGCCAAAAGUUUUGCAUCACCUAGAAUUUUAGGAUGGAGACAUAAUAAAAAAUAAAAAAUAAAAACUGCAUGAGCAUAAUUUAAGUAUUUUAUUUAACAUCAUGUAAUCAAACAAACGACUAAUUAAUAUCACAAAAAGUCUACCGGAAGCCAUAAUAGUAGUACAAUAUUUCAUGUUUGAUUUCAAAAUGUCACAUUUUUCAAUUUUUGUCAGUUUUUAGUUAAGUAUCUGGAGAACUACAAAGUGGUAUGUAAUUCAAUAUACAUGACAUUAUUCAGCAAGUUUCUGUCGACUUUAUGAGGCAAAAUUAGUUCAAUAAGGCAAUGCAAAACUUGGCCAGAGCUGUAGAUAUAGAAAAUAAACAAUAAAGGACAAGCUGGAGAAUAAGAACAUAAACUGAACGAGCCGAUUGGUUCGUAAAUGACUCUAUUGGCUGUCAGCUUCCAUCCAAGGCAGCAAUAUGGACUACUAAAGUGGAUUGCACUGGUCUGACGUGACACAUUUCUUUCCAUUUUUUUUUUAUUUGGUGACCCGAAAUGAGGGCCGGUAUUCUCUAUUUUCUUUUUGCGUACUUUUUAAGGAUUCCAAAUCAGGAAUUGAAGCUGGGCAAGAUGUCACUGAAGUGGCUGGGAAGGGCAACUACUGGCCUGUUGGUUUUAAUUUAUCCUCUUUUGGUCAUGGAUUUUUUAUGGGGUGUGGAAAGUUUAAUAAACCAUUGCAUAGCCAUUUGAGAACCUGUCCUGGGAAACUGGUGCUCCUGAAAGUGUUUUUUUUUUUUUUCCAAAAUGUAAAAGCAAAUGAUUUUUCAAAUAGCGUCAAAGCGGAAACAUAAGCACAGAGUAUAUAGACUGUUACGAGUUUAGUGCUCCAAGCACCUCAUUAUUGUAGUAGUCUUGAUUGCACCAGCUAAUGCCACAAAAUUGGCAAAAAAUAAUUUUAAAAAAAGAAAAACAAAAAUGACAUCAGAACAAUUUAGAAUUAGGCAAUGGAAAUACACCUACAUACGUUACAAAAAAUAAAGUUGUACGUAGUGAUUAAUAGGGAUAGUUGGGUUUGACCUGCUAUGCAAUGGGGGUUUGAGUUAUUUCCAUGCUUGCAUAUAUUUCCGCUGCACUCAAAAUCGCACUGAACUACUGAGCUGAGAAGAAGCAAGGCGAAGCUUCUCAAAGCUGAAUAAAUACUGACAAUGGCAUUAUCCACUGCAAAAGAAAAACCUAUCUUCAGGACAUCAACAUGAACCAGGCUAGUGUUGCCCAAAUUGGGCCAGUUGGACCUGGUAGCCAACAGUAUGUCUGUCUCUUGCACACAGCAUCCCUACCCCCUGAUGCUUAAGUACUAUUGUUGUGUUGCUCUUGUCUUCAAUACCAUACAUUCCCCCAGAAUUUUUUUUUUUUUUGAGGUGUGCUAGUUCAGCAGCCCACAACACACAAACAGGUGCUGGAUGGGGGGUUGCUAGCAACUUGUGCAACUAGUACUUUUGCAACAGUUUGAAAGAGGUUUUGAAAGAGGAACCUCCCCCCCCCCCCCCCCCCCCUCUUUUUUUUCUUUAGAAACAUAGUGUGGUUUAUUUAACAUUAUUGAUUAAGGAAAGCUGGUGUGCAGGUAUUUAGUGUCCAAUGGAUCGGCUUAUGACAUUCAGUGAUCAUUUCUUUUAACGGUUUAAAUGAUCAUCAGUGGGUUACAAUGAAAGACCAUGGGCAGAGUUACCACAUGACUCCAUCUACACUAAGAUAGUUUGGAACAGUUCACUUUUCAACUCGCAUCCAAUGCAUUGUGGUAAGUGUAGUCCUGCUGUGAAAGGUACCUGAGACAGGUCAGACAUAUCCAGAAUGCAUUGUGGUGCAAAUUGAAAAGCCUGAACUGUGCCAAACUGCCCUAGUGUACAUGUAAGCAUAUGGUAACCCAAACCAUUGGUAUUAAAGGUUAGGUUGGUACACCAUUAAAGGGGAAGUCUAAUUUGGGCUUUUUAAGAUCAGUUAUAAGUGUAUGACAUAUCAUCAGUUUGUCCCAGCGUCUGGCAUGCACUGCAGGUAUCUGACAUUUAGGGUCUGUUCAAUGACGUUGCAGUGAAAACUAAGGAGACUGCAUUGGAGUCUUUUCUGCCAUUCCUAAAACCUGUGAGGCCUCUUGAACUGUGACCAAACCAACUUGUUUAAUUCAGUGAAGCCCCCGAGUUUUAUUUAACCAGGGGAGUCGACGUCAGGGAUCCGAAAAGAGACACUUCUCUGUAGGAAGGUGCUUUAAGUUGCAAUAUUGUACAGUAACAACUGUAAAUAAUGAAACAUGUUAAACUUUCCUUUUCUCUGUCAAGAUAUCUGGAAUUAGAACAUGCUGGAGACUUGCAGUGUCACUGAUUGUCGCUAUAAAAGGGCUUUCCGUUAGGAAUAAAAAGAACACGACAGUGCCAGGUUUGCUCACCAUUUCCACAAUCUGUUUUUCACCUGUAUAAUUUCAAGAAAGCAUCCCAAAUCCUUAUGCAUUUAGUAACUAUGGUUUUGAAAUCAAAUGCCUUUUACCCUUAAUUUGCUGAGCUUAGCCUUGUGCACUCUUACUAUUUUCUAAUGCAUUUGUCGACAUUUUCUGAAGACAGUGCAUGUUGGUCCGCACCAGUUUCAGGAUUUAAAACCUUUGUUACAAUUACAUUGAUUGCAACUAACAAAACCACUCAAAUAUGUUUUAAAACAUCGGGUUAAUGAAAUCUCUAUUUACAAGUUGUGCUUUCAGGUAGUGUUGUAUUUCCUAUGUUGCUUGCUAUGUGCUUCUUUCAAAACUACACAUUUCAGACCUGUAUGUAGCUAGUGGCAGCCAUGGAACUAUUAUUGUUGGUUACACCCACUUUAAGAGAUGUGAGGCUUGUUGUUUAUGGGGUACGGCACAAGCAGGUAGGGGUUAGAAGAAAAUCAAGCACAUUAAUAAUGGGGAGCUCAGGAGCAGGCCCAUUCACUGAGUUUAGCAUUGGAAGAGUGGUGUACAUAUGUAUAUAGUAGUGCCAAGAAAUGAUUCAGAGUAUUUUACAGCACUGAGAAAGCACCCUGCAUUCCAUCCACAGCAAUUGAACCAUGGUAUAAAACUAUGGAUUUAGAAAAUGGGUUAACUGAAUUUGUUUUGGUGCCUCUGUUCAUUUAGUAUGUCUAGCUUGUUAAAAUAAGGGCUUUGUCACUUUCCUAGCACAAACAAAGCUAAUUUGAAAUAUAUGCAUAGAUUAUGUAGAUAUAAACACAGGGUUUAAUAUUAGCAAACAGGUAAUGACUUUUGUAAUAAAAGUACUUUGUCUUUGAUGGCUGGGGGUUUAGCUGCCCUCUGUGUUGAACUCUGUUUUCUGAAGUUUUUGCACAUAACUGACCAAACCGUUUGCAGAAAAACAAGCUACUCCAUAUUCAUUAACUUGUGUUUUUUUUUAUUUUUUUUAUAAAAUGUUAAUACCAUGUUGUCUCGCUCGAAGUGUCUUGAACUAAGCAGUUUGCUUUGGGUGCUGAUGGGUUUAAAAGACAUUGUGUAACCCAUUAGAUCUAAAGCCUCAAUGUAAGUUGCCAUUUGCACUGAAGGAAAAACAGUAUGACUGUAUUUUGUUGUAUCGAGUACAGCACAAUUUGAGCAGAAUGCAAACUGCUCCAAAAUAAAUGGUUUCCUGAACUAAGGUUUUCUAGACCUGUUUGUUUCAUUCUAAUGCAAUGUAUCCCUGUGCCAGGCUACAAUACUGUACUAUUAUUAUGGCUUCCGGUAGACUUUUGCGUUUUGUAGUUUUUCUUGAUUACAUGAUGUUAAUAAAAUAUCUAAAUUAUGUUCAUAAAGUGUAUUUGUAUUUUUAUUAUGUCUUGAUCCUACAAUUCUAGGGGGAUAGCAAACUUUUGGCCAUAGCUGUGCAAUCCCCUAACUAGGGGUUGACUGAGUCUUGAUUGGGUUUGGUUUCUUUCUGCUACCAAUGAAAACGAACAGGCCUGACUUUAACUCAGUCUCAGCUGGAAACGUGGUAUUAGUUCACUGCUCCUGUAGACCUAAUCACAAUUAUUGGGCAUCACAAUCCCAUAUGUUCUAAUUUACAUGAAUGCUACUGAUAUUAUUUUGGUUGAAAUUGCUACAAUGGGGGCACUUGACUAAAAAGGCAAUGGAAAUCAACAUAAACAUUUCCACUCAUCCCUUAUUAUGCAGUUGAUCAUUUAAUUUAAACUUAAUACACUUAAGCUGCAAGAAGCCUUCUCUUCUGCAGUGCUGAUCCUGACAUGUUGCCAACCCCAUGCUCUUUUUAUUGGGACAGUGUUGGAUUUGUUGGAAUUCCUGUAAACACAAGCUAUGCCACAAAAGGACAUUUUGAGAAAGUUCUAAUUCAAAAUAAAAUAUUUUGUGUUGCCAGCAAGAGGAAAAUUGGGGACUGUUUAUAGUGACGUACCUUCCUCUAAACAGUAUUUGUAAAGUGAAGGAAAAUUUACUGCACAACAAUAAAGGAAGGAUGAAAACUGUUACUGGAUUUUAAAACCUGGAAGACAUUUGAAAAGUGAUUUAAGUCACAGCAGCUAUGAAACCUCUUAUUCAAAUUCUGAUUAUAUUAUAGAUAAAUUUGACUGUUAAGCUUGCACAAAUAACACUGCUGUUUGUUAAUGCUAAUUGUUAUGUUUUUGUUUUAAUGUUUUAAAAUGAUUAAAUGUAAAGUCAGAAAACAUUUUAUUCCUUUUUUUAGAACUGGUGUUUCACAUUUACAGUUGGUAGUUAGCAUAAGACUAUUGAAAUGUUUGCAACCCCUAGGUAUCUCAUGUUAAACAAAGGUGUUUGUUACAUAUUGAAGCUGUUCAAGCCCUGUAUGUGCUUUAAAAUUUUAAUUGAGUGAUUAAUACAUUAAUUACUGAGGGAAGGGUGGGGGGGACUAAUUGUGAAGUGCAGAAUAGAGUGAAAAUUAAAUUACAUUAUCUCCAAUGCCUGCUAAUAAAGCAAAAUCAAAAAAUAAAACAGUGAAAGCAUGUUUUGUUUUUUGUUUUUUUGCAAAAUAAAUAAACGUAGUACAGAACAAGAAAUGGACAAAUCAGUACAGGUGGCAGUCUUUUAAUUUAGCAUUUUGCUUUAGACAUCUAUUCAAAUGCAGUUUUAUUUUAAACCAGCUUUAAGGCUCAAGUGGUUUGAUGUGACGCCCACACACACACACACACUGUGCCAGAAGCUGUGCUGAGCUGAACCGGAAACAUCCAGAGCUGCUAGCAGAGAUGGCCCAGGUGUUGCUGCAUUCAACAAAGCAAAAAAAGCACAGUGUGCUCUCCUUCUGUCGUCGCCAACACCAAAACCUGUAGAGGAUUCCAUGUUGUGUGUAUCCAACAUGCUUCCAUUGUUCAGCCUUCUGUGCACUCUACUUCAUCGCAAAGCUGACCUUGUUGGUUGUCUGGUUUGUUUAUCCACUCAAAGGUUGUCACAUCCAAAAAAUGAAAUAUUUACUAUGGGAAGUUGUUUCACCUUUAAUGGAACUACCACAGGGCGUUUUUGCAGAAAUUAACUUUGCCACAUUCUUAUUUGAACAGGAAUUUUGUAUUUUGUUUGUUUAGCCAAUGCCUUUGUCCUAGGCAACUUACAGAGACUAGGGCGUGUGAACUAUGCAUCAGCUGCAAAGUCACAACUACGUCUCACCCAAAAGACGGAGCACAAGGAGGUUAAGUGACUUGCUUAUGGUCACACAAUAAGGCAGUGGCUGAAUAGGGUUUUGAACUGGGGACUUCUUGGUUACAAGCCCUUUUUUUAACCACUGGACCACAUCACCUCCUUUAGUAUAUAUAGUGUAAUAGUAUAGAGAGUUUAAAUAGUGUAAUUUAUGAAUCAAUUGUGGGAUUAUUGGGAAUAAAGGUGGAAUGUUUCAGGAGGAGGAGACCGUGCCCCCUCAGGUGUAGCCCUGACUCUGGCCCCGCCCCCUCUGGAUGCUCCUGACUCUGGCCCCGCCCCCUCACCUGAAUCGCAGGUGCUGCGGGUAAGAUGGCGGCGAGGCGAGUUUGUGCUCCUCCUGUUGCUAGAUUUUAUUUUUGUUUUUAUUUUAUUUUGUAUUGUUUUUUUUUUAAUUCUUUCCCUGCGGGAUAGCCCAGGAAGCAUGCCUAGCGUUUGUUUUCCAAACCCAAAUGCGGCACUUUUAAAUUGUUAUUUCUCUAUUUGGGAGGAUAAGGCGAAUUUGGCGUUUUAAAGGAUCUCUGAACAUGUACAGAUGAACCUGAAGUCUGGUCUCCAAGUAACUACACUUCAAGAUGAUGAACGAUCAUUACACGACUAAUCAGGUGCAUCGUGGUGUAACUAUGGGUACAGCGUUUGCUUAUACCUGCCGAGGCUACUGACUAAGUUUAAAUGGAAAACGAUGAUGAUCUGGGUUCAUUCACCUUGCUGUUCCUGCUUCUCGUUGACGGUGUCUGUUGCCAUGAUGAGGAGGAGUAAUGUAAUGUCUUGUUGAUUUAAACAAUAUUUGUAUAUUUUAUAACCCUGUAGACGUUGGUUUAUAUUCUAGUAAACGCAGUAUUUGUGUAAUUGUAAUAACACGCUGUUGUUGCUAACGUUUACAUGUGUUACAUUUACAGUAUGCCGAAUUUGUUUCCGUGUAUGUUUCUAUCAAUUGAUUCAAUAAAUGUGUUUUUUUUCUUUUA